Molecule: messenger RNA, 1285 nt
Organism: Fusarium graminearum PH-1
Lineage: Eukaryota; Fungi; Ascomycota; Sordariomycetes; Hypocreales; Nectriaceae
Exons: 4
Coding region: 403-843 (146 amino acids)
Biological process (GO): phosphorelay signal transduction system; phosphorylation
Cellular component (GO): nucleus; cytoplasm
Molecular function (GO): protein histidine kinase binding; histidine phosphotransfer kinase activity
Source: RefSeq, a predicted model, not a curated record
CUCACCUAUGAGGUUUGACUGCCCACAUACCAGCAGCCGAUAUCACACACUUCUUAACCGCCGCCUUUCUGGCUAAGCCAUAUCACUCGAGCCAUUAUUCUACUCUGACUUGCUCUGUUUUUUCUACUUUUGCUUUAUUUUGAUUUGCGCUGCUGUGCUGUGCUGUGCUGUGCUGUGCUCUUCUCUGCCUUUUCCUUCUCUACACGUCCUCGUCGCAUAUAUCGUCAUCGCUCGGACAGCUGCUGCUCCUGUCAACUCAAAAAUCAGAGACCCCCAAUCAAGCAACCACAGCUUAGGUGUCACCAACUCCUCUCUUCGACCUGUCACUUCCACCGGCCCCACGCUGCUACCCCAGAGCUGUUCAGCAUCGACACGAGAUUAUAGAAAUACAACAUAGCCGAAAUGUCGCCAGCUGAAGACAAGAGCGAGCCCGUUGGCGACGUUGACUUUGGCGAUAACAUCGAUAUGGCCACUUUCGAGCAAAUCCUGGAGAUGGAUGAGCCAGGCGACACCGAGUUCAGUUCGUCCAUCGUGUUCGGCUUUUUCGAGCAAGCAGAGGAGACCUUCGACCAGAUCAAGGAAGCGCUGGAGAAUGAAGAACUUGAGACACUGUCUUCUCUUGGUCACUUUCUCAAGGGUUCAUCAGCGACGCUGGGACUCAUCAAGAUCAGGGACGGAUGUGAAGCGAUCCAGCGAUAUGGCAAGAAUGAGAACUUGGACGGCUCUUCACUACCGGACGACGAGAAGUGCCUAAAGCUCAUUGGUGACUAUUUCAAGGCUGUUAAGGAAGACUACGCCACGGUAGAAGCCCUCCUGAGGCAGUACUACGAGCAAAAGGAAUAACGCAGUCACCCAAACAAUGCCUAGGAUUAAGUCGACACGUCACGUUCGGAUCAGGACCAGUCCUCUCAGCGGCAUAGUAGUCUACUGGGAGGCUUGUCGUAAACCUUGGAUGAGGGACAUUUUCUUUUCAUCAAAUAGUUGUUGUGUUUAGGUAUAUUCAGGAUGGAAGAGGCCGGGUUCAUCGAAGCAGAUACCCCAGGCCUUGAAAGGCUUGAGGCUUAGAGGACGACCCGCCAGGUCAAUCAGAUCAAGGGUGUUACGAGGAAGUGCAGAAGGACAUACCAUUCCACUCCUCUUUGAAUUGAAAAGCCUAUUUGAAGAUCCAUGAUGAUGAAGAAGAAGAGACGGUUUGGAGAUAGACUUGACAAAGUAUGGAAUUGGUGCAAAAAAGAAGACUGCCCGCCAUGUAACUUCUUAAUCAGGUAUCUGUUUCCAGUGUUAU